AUGCCUCCCAAGACCCCCAAGGCCGCCACCGGCGGUGAAGGGCCGGAUGGCCGCAAACAGCCGACUGCUCAGGAGGCCUUCCUGUUCUACACCAUCAUCAAGAACAUGAAGGGCAAGCCCGAGAUCGACUGGGCAGCUGUUGCCGUUGAUGCCAACUUCAAGAAUGCCGAGACCGCGAAGGUCCGUUACGGCCAAAUCAAGCGCAAGCUCGGCUUGGACACCUGGAAUGCUGCCAAACCAAAGGACGGCAACGAUGCGGCCGGUGAAGAGGGCACUCCGAAGACCCCGGCCACUAGUCGCUCCAAGAAAACAGCGUCGACCCCGGGUACCGGCGCCGGCGUCAAGAAGCGCGGCAGCACCAGCAAGAGCGCGGCUGCCACCACUCCGAGCGGCGGCCGCGGCCGUAAGAGCUCCAAGUCCAACGCCAUCAUCAAGGCAGAGGACGCCGACGAUGAGGGAAGCUUCCACGACGUCGAUGACUACGACAACAACAUGAUGAUGGACCUCGGCGCGCCCAUCAAGCCCGAGUUCGGAAACACCAACUUCACCACCGGCGGCAGCAGCAGCCUGAGCUCCGUCGCGGCCGAAUACGCCAACUUCCCCGCGGCCAUCCCGGACAUGGUGCUGGAGCGCAAGGCGAUCCUGGUCAACGUCAACGGGACCUGGACCGUCUCGCCGGCCCCCAUCGAGGUCCACGCGCAGUGGCUCGCCCGCCUGCCGGCGCACAUCCAAUCGCUGUUCUACACCCAGGCCCAGGUGACCGCCAGCACCAGCCGGGCCAUCAACAACAUCAACAACAUCAACAACAACAAGAACGGCGCCGCCACCAAGGGCUUCCUCGCCGACGACGAGGACGAUCUCAACGCCGGCACCAACCACGCCGACCAUGACGCUCACGACAACGACGAGCACCCUGCCGCCCAACAACUGCUGCGCGAGACCUUCCAGGCAGCCGGCCACCCCCACCCCCAUCAUCACCAGCACAUCGCGCUCUCCGACGUGCACGUCAACAUGCCGGUGCCCAUGCCGAUGGACAUGGCCGCGGAGAUGGAGAUGGGCUACCGCGUUGGCGGCGGCGGCGGCGCUGGCGGCGGUGUUGGUGCUGGUGCAGGUGGUUGUGGUGGCAGGGACAUUGACCUGCACUCCAUCCCCAUGCACCCGUCGUACAUGGAGCAGCUGGAGCGGGAGACGCGCGAGCUGGAGGAGCUGGACCGCGCGGCGCUGUUCGGGGGCGGCGGCGAUGAUCAGGACGGGUACUGA
This is a messenger RNA of Thermothielavioides terrestris NRRL 8126, 1260 nucleotides long. RefSeq lists its product as uncharacterized. The coding region runs from base 1 to 1260 and encodes 419 amino acids. The transcript has 2 exons. Lineage: Eukaryota; Fungi; Ascomycota; Sordariomycetes; Sordariales; Chaetomiaceae. The record is from RefSeq and is a predicted model, not a curated record.